ACAGGAUCAAAGAAACUGCAUGUUGCAGCUCAGUUCUUUAAGACAAAAGAUCAUGCCACUUGAGAUGAAGAUGAGCUGAUCCUGCUGCAGCGCUGACAGUGACGACACGCCGGAGCUCCGCGUCCGCGCAGGUGCAUCGGCAGCAGCCGGCCAUGGAGGUCGACGUAGGCUUGACCUCGGACACCUCGACGAUCCCCCUCCUCUGCUGCUUGCUCAUCACCCUCUUCGUCUCCCUCCUUUUCUUCCUUCGCCGCCGCCGUGGCCCCAGCGACGACUCACGGGUCAACGGCAAGGCUCGGCUCCCGCCACCGCCAGGCCCGCCGGCGCUGGUCUUCCUGGCCAAGUUCCCGGCGCUGCGGCGAUCCAUCUUCGACCUGGCCCCGCUGCUCCGGGACUUGCACGCGCGCCACGGGCCCGUCAUCUCCGUCCGCCUCUUCGGCACGCUCGUCUUCGUCGCCGACCGCCGCCUCGCGCACCGCGCCCUCGUCCGCGACGGCGCCACCUUCGCCGACCGCCCGCCGCUGCCGCUCGUCGACCCGGACCCGCUCUUCAGCGCCGGCGACAUCAACACCGCGCCCUACGGGCCCUACUGGCGCCUCGUCCGCCGCAACCUCGCCGCCGACGCGCUGCACCGCGCCCGCGUCGGCCUCUUCGCGCCGGCGCGGCGGCGGGCGUGCGGCUCGCUCGUCGCCGGCCUCCUCCGCGCCGCGCGCGGCCAAGGAGAUGGGUCGUCGACGACGGGCGGCGCCGUCACGGUCAGGCCGCUCCUGCGGCGCGCCAUGUUCGAGUUGCUCGUGUACAUGUGCUUCGGCGCGCGGCUCGGGCGGGGCGAGCUCGACGAGAUCGAGGCGCUGGAGCGGCACGUGCUCGCCUCCUUCACCGCCUUCCCGGUCUUCGCCUUCCUCCCGCCGCUUACCAAGAGGCUCCUCCGCAAGCGGUGGGCGGCGCACGUCGCCGUGCGCCGGAGGCUGGACGAGCUAUUUACCCCGCUGAUCCACGCCGCGCGCCGGCGCGGCGGCGACAAGGACCAUCCGCCGUGCUACGACGAGUCCCUCCUCGCGCUGCCGGUGGCCGACGAGGGCGACCGGCCGCUGACGGACGCCGAGAUGGUCAGCCUCUGCUCCGAGUUCCUCAACGCCGGGACGGACACGACGGUGACCCUGGUGGAGUGGAUCAUGGCCGAGCUGGUGAGCAACCCCGACGUCCAAGCCAAGGUGUACGAGGAGGUGACGACCGGAGGCAACCCCGAGCUCGACGCCGCCGGCAACGUCCGGGCGCCGCUUCUGUACCUGAGGGCCGUCGUGCUCGAGGGCCUGCGGCUGCACCCGCCGGCCCACUUCCUCAUCCCUCAUGGCGCGCGGAGCGACGCGGAGAUCGGCGGCUACACGGUGCCCAGAGGCGCGGAGGUGAACUUCCUCGUGGCGGAGAUCGGCCUGGACGAGGCGGUGUGGACGGCGGCGCGCGAGUUCCGGCCGGAGCGGUUCCUGGACGGCGGCAAGGGGCGCGGCGUGGACCUCACGGGGAGCAGGGAGAUCACGAUGAUGCCGUUCGGCGCCGGCAGGAGGAUGUGCCCCGGGUACGCGCUGGGCACGCACCACGCCGAGUACUUCGUGGCGAGGAGCGAGCUCCGGUGGCUGCCGGGGGCGGAGGGGGAGGCCGUCGACAUGGCGGAGACAGUGGAUUUCACCACCGUCAUGAAGCAUCCGCUCCGAGCUCGCAUCAUACCAAGAAAUCAAACCAAUACUUGCUCACUAGUAGAACAAAACUCUGCAGAAGAAAAUUUAUACAUACAUGUAUCGAUGGCAUGUUAUUUUCUUUUGAUCUUGUAAAUAAAAUGCAUUCGACAAAACACAAUGAAAUUUUAAUCAUCAUCUAAGAAAAAAAAACAACCAGCUGCUAUACCGCACAAGAGCAUCUUCAUGCAUUGAUGGCGUGAUCAUGAUCUAUACAUGUGCAGUACAAUCUACAAUGUCCAUCAAGAUAGCACAUUUCUGAUUUUGGUUUUGCUACUACACAACACACGUGCAAUCGAUGGCCAUGCCACAGCAAUCACAGUCCAAGCUACUCCGAUUUCCA
This is a messenger RNA of Panicum virgatum (switchgrass), 2076 nucleotides long. RefSeq names its product cytochrome P450 89A2-like. The record is from RefSeq and is a predicted model, not a curated record. The coding region runs from base 153 to 1829 and encodes 558 amino acids. The transcript has a single exon. NCBI's taxonomy places the organism in Eukaryota, Viridiplantae, Streptophyta, Magnoliopsida, Poales, Poaceae. Gene Ontology annotation, molecular function: iron ion binding; oxidoreductase activity, acting on paired donors, with incorporation or reduction of molecular oxygen, NAD(P)H as one donor, and incorporation of one atom of oxygen; heme binding. Gene Ontology annotation, cellular component: membrane.